AUGGUGAUAUUUAGUUAUUUAUUUGUUCUGUAUUAUAUUGAAGGAGUUUUAGCGUUAGACGCGACGCCAUUAUUUCUGAUUGACAAUGGUAUCUUGGACACUGUUACUACACAAACCAACCCGUUCGCUCUGACGACUCUACAGGACUUCGAAGUUAUCACUACCCAAGCGCAAACUCUGAGCGAAAAUAUAGUUUUCUUCAUCGAAAACAACUUUAGCAUCGAAGACGUGUCUUCGAAAGACCGUAAAGGCACUCCAUACAUGCAUUUACACAAGAAUUUUUUAGAACGAAAAGCAAAGUAUUUCCCCAAAGUUGAGGAGCCAUACAAGUUUAUUCGCGAGAAAUUCGAGUCCUUCGAUUUUAACACGUUUCAUUUGCGCAGCACAACGACUAAACUGCACUUGGAUGAGCAUUACAAAUUCAUUUAUAUAUACUUUGAUGAUGGGAAAAAUGAAACCAGGGUUGAUACUUUGAGAAGACACGAUGCCAUAAUAAGGGAGGUUUACUUCGCAAUACGGCAGCUGGUGAAGGGACCGGUGACUGCGAUCUACACGGGCAAGCAAAACCCAGUGGUUGUCAAAGGGGGAUCUAGAAGUUUGACUGUGCCUUUGCAAGCGAAGUCGUGGAAAGCUUUGGAAUGUGGCAACGCCACUUUUAAGUUCUACGAUGGCAAGCUGCUAAACGGUUUCGAAGCGGCUAUGAGGCCGCGCUCCUGCAACUACGAGAGUCUGCGGCAAGCCGGCCAUUUUGGAUACAAUGUUGUGUUCGAUUCAAUCAGAAAUGGCGUCGCGCAGAAAUCAUACCACCUCUUCUUCACGUUUUUACUUCAGCAGGCGGGCUGGAAACUUAUUGAAAUACAAUGGUCCAAACAGAACUACGAGGAGCUGGUAACGCAAGUCCAGAGUAUCAAACAAGCAUGGGACACGUUCUAUGAGAGCAGUAGCCCUCUGGUCAUGGAGUCUAAUGAGUGGUACGAGCCUAAACUUGUCAUUAACAGUUACCAGAUAAAAAUCGCAAAGCACGACCAGCUGCGUGCCCCUAAUGCCAUCACCACUCCGGUAAUAGACUAUGGAACAGCAACCGGCUUAGCCGAUUGGGAGGAGCUCGCUGGGGGCGGCGCAGUCCCUCGCAAACGACGAAUGAGGCCCAUACACAUAUUGACUACUAUACCAUUGCUAGCAGGCGCUAUGAUCGGGGCGUUAUUCCUCUCAGUGAUGAGCUGGGGAGUCCAAAUGAUCAUGGCCCUUCAAGCCAAUGAUAAGCUUGAUAGCACCGAUAGCAAAGGGCUCUCUUUAGGCGACGUGCCGGAUUAGUUAGAAUGUUUUAAUAUGUGAUAAAUAAAGUUAUUUAUACCAGGGAUGUUAUGGAUAUGAAAUUUCGGAUACGGAUUGGAUACGAAUUUAAGAAUGAUUAUUAUACCGGGUACGGAUAAUAAAUUAUUUCUGAUUAUCCGUUAGUUUCGAAUAAUUUCGGUUACAGAUAUUAUUUUUUAAGGAGUUUCAAAAGUAAAAUACAAAUAGGUAAUAAAGUGGUUUUAUUUAUAA
Pectinophora gossypiella (pink bollworm) is the source of this 1545-nucleotide messenger RNA. RefSeq lists its product as uncharacterized. Bases 1 to 1314 code for a protein of 437 amino acids. The transcript has 5 exons. The record is from RefSeq and is a predicted model, not a curated record. NCBI's taxonomy places the organism in Eukaryota, Metazoa, Arthropoda, Insecta, Lepidoptera, Gelechiidae.